CCCAGCAUUUCUGUUCCCGGUCAUUCUAAGGGCUGUGUCGGUUCGCUUCAGCUCAAGUGAUUGGUUGUAUGCUUCCUCCAAUCUGUCUGCGCUUGUCUUCUGAAGACUUCACUUUGACAUUUGGAGCAUGUGUGAACGAGGCGGCGGCGCGGAGCGGAGCGGCCAUCCCUGAAACACCGGGGGUAGGCGAAGUGACGCAGCAAUUCCCCCGAUGUAUUUUUAAUCCAUCAGUCUCUUCUGUGAGGAAUUGUCUCAUGUGAGUGCAGUCAUCAUGACAUCGGUUUGGAAGAGACUUCAGCGCGCUGGCAAAAGAGCGUCGAAGUUCCAGUUCGCCGCGUCCUUUCAAGAACUCACCGUUGAGUGCACUAAGAAGUGGCAGCCAGACAAACUGCGAGUGGUUUGGACCAGACGAAACAGACGCAUCUGCAGCAAGCUUCAUGGCUGGCAGCCAGGUAUCAUGAACCCAUACAGGGGGACUGUGGUUUGGCAGGUUCCUGAGAGCGUGGACAUCACUGUCACUCUUUUCAAGGAUCCAAAUGCAGACGAAUUUGAGGAUAAAGACUGGACCUUCAUCAUAGAAAAUGAAACAAAGGGCCACCGAAAAGUUUUAGCGUCAGUGGAUGUGAACAUGAAGAAGUACACGAGCGCGACCCUGGCUCAGUUUGACCUGACACUUACACUGAAGCCUCUGUCUGUCAAAGUGUUGGACGCCACGCUUAAACUCACCCUGUCCUGUGUCUUCCUGAAGGAGGGCAAAGCUACUGAUGAAGACAUGCAAAGUCUGGCGAGUCUGAUGAGUUUGAAGCCGUCUGACAUUGGAAACCUGGAGGACUUCAAUGACAGCGAUGAAGAGGAGGACAAAAGAAUGUUUGCAGCGGUGAAAAUGGCCACAGCAGUAAUAGCUCCUCUUCCUCCAGCUAGGAGAAUACAUGACAAGGCCUGGAGACCUGCUGUAGACACAGGUUUCUCUGACACAGAGCAACACAGACAGUUAAGUGUAUUAGCGGAGGAGGAAUGUCCCAAUACAGUGUCUUCUGCUGAUGAGGAUGCAGACGUUCAUCAGAACUAUGAACCCCAACCUCGCAGAGCAGGAGUCAUCCGUACAGCCAACCAUAGAACAAACAGCGGUUUGGACAAGCCACGGCCUGUUUCUGGACUAGAGGUUGUGCGGCCUGCAAAAGGACAAGCAACAGCUGAAGAUUCCUCCAGUCGUCCUGUGCCAAUGCCUCGUGUGAAGAAACGUUCAAGUGCCUCUUUACCAGAAGAUGCCUCCAUUCCCAGUUCCUCAUCAGCCAGUCAAAGUACGGUUUCAGGAAAGGCCAAUAAUGAGCCCACAGUGCCUGUUUGUAAUAAACGAAGAGCUGCAGCAGAUGCCAUAGACCUUCAGGGAAGUUCCACAGCUCACACAUCACCAACCAGUGAAACAGAGAUUGGGACCUUGGUGAAUUCCAGUCAGUCUCUGUUGGAAUGGUGCCAAAAGGUCACACAAGGUUACAAAGGCGUCCGCAUAUCAAACUUCAGCACCUCAUGGAGAAACGGCCUCGCUUUCUGUGCCAUCCUGCAUCACUUCCAUAAAGAUAAAUUGAAUUAUGAAAUGCUGGAUCCAUAUGACAUUAAGCGCAACAACAAGAAGGCGUUUGAUGGCUUUGCUGAACUGGGCAUCUCUAGGUUGAUAGAGCCUUCUGACAUGGUGCUGCUGGCAGUGCCUGACAAACUCAUCGUGAUGACGUAUCUCAACCAGAUCCGCACCUAUUUCACCGGCCAGGAGCUCAGUGUCAUACAGAUCGAGAAGAACAGCAGCGAAUCCAGUUACGCUGUUGGUGAGAAGAGGGAGGAAGCCGACUCUGAAGCCGCUGUUCGCUACUGUGCCGAAAGGCUCCAGAGCAGCGGCAUCACUCUAGAGACCAAUGGAAGCUUCGCUGAAAAGGAAGUCAAAGGAGGUGCUGGUGUUUUGGUGCCACCUCCAAGAACGAAGCGAGCGCAGGGCCCAAGCCAGGCUCAAGGAUCAGGGGCCACUCAGCCUCCAGUGGCACCACCCAGAAAGGCCUUUUCUCAUCUCAAGGAUGCAGAUCUUGUUAAAAAGCGUAGAUCAAAGCUGCGGGGAGAGUCAAUGGAUGAGCCUGAACCACAUGAACAGCAGAGUGGUACAGAGGCUGCAUCAGUCCAAGCAGAAAGUGAAGCAGUCAAAGGAGGUUCAGAGUCACAAAAUGUAGAGAAUGUUGAAGAUGCUACUGCAGGAGGGAAUCAGGAUGGCAGCCAAUAUGUCCUUAGUGAGAUUCAGGCACUGGAGGCUGAACAGAAGCAGAUAGAUUGCAGAGCAGACAUUGUGGAGAAGAAACUAAAAAGACUUAUGGAAUCUGGUAGUGAUCGUGUAGAAGAAGAAACACUGAUUCAGGAGUGGUUUACCCUGGUCAACAAGAAGAAUGCUUUGAUCAGGAGACAAGACCAUCUGCAGUUACUGCAAGAAGAGCAAGAUUUGGAGAAAAGGUUUGAGCUGCUAAAGAAAGAGCUUCAUGAUUUAAUGGCUGUGGAAGAAUGGAAGAAAACCGAGGCCCAUAAAACCAGAGAGCAGCUGUUGUUGCAGGAGCUGGUGUCUUUAGUCAACCAGAGAGACGAGCUUGUGCAUGACAUGGAUGCCAAAGAGAGAGGGGCUCUUGAAGAGGACGAGAGGUUGGAGAGAGGACUAGAAAUGAGGCGCAGGAAAUUUGGAAGUCAGAAAGAGAAGUGUGUGUUACAAUGAGGGAUCCUGUGCACCUGCUUUUAUCAAAGUCUCUUUAAGAAAAAAAAAAGUCAUGUCACUCAGCGGCCAUCUUUGAAAUGCCUCUCGGGCAUCCAAGUGCAGCUCCUAUCUCUUUGAACGGGGAAACAUUAAAUUCUCCAAAAUUUCUUCAACAAGUUUAGGAUUAAAUUUCAUAUUUGAAAUCACCAAAUAAAUCUGACAACAACUGUGCCUUAAAUGUUGUUACUUUUGUUUAAAUAGUGUUAUAAAAAGCUUAUUUCUCAGGCUAGAUCAGCAAAUGUGCAUUCGCAGUCCUAAGAGUACGUCUCAGAGUGCUGACUGUUUCUAUAGCAACCAGGACUUCUAAGGCAGCUGCUGACUUUACAGAUUUGCGAUUGGCUCUUUCAUUCAGAAGGCGGGGCUUUCUGCGAUUGAGCGAGAAGGUUAUAAUUGCAGCCUGGACAUCUCCAAAUAGGGGCGGGAACUCCAAAACAGGGCGGGAGCUCCAAAAUUGGGCGUGGCUUCCUCCCAUUGACAGACCAGCGCAUGACACGCAUGCACAAUUUUUUCCCCAAUCCACUUCAGUGCAAACUCCACCCCACAGCUGAUUCUUGAGUUAUUAUUGGUUUUGUCAGUUAAAGUGUUUCCUACACUAUGCAAAAAAAAAAAAAAAUGCUAACCCCUAAACCUACCCCACACCUUACCUUAACCAGUGAAAAUGACUGAAUGGCAGGAUUGGCGCUGAAUAGUGUGGUAAAGAAAGUUCAGGACAUAAACAGUUAAUACGAUUAUUCGAUAUGCGAUGGCACCUUUUUAGUUACACCCAGCAUCACUACCCCCUCCUAGCCUGUGAAUUUCGUGCCCCGGGACGACCCCGUUGCUUGGAAUAAAACGAUAGAGUAAUAUCUUUCCCCUCCUCUGGGACAGCUCCUGAGUGAUUCCCGUUUACAUCAUGAAGCAGAGGUUCAGAUUCGGGUCCAGACACCACUGGCCACAAGCUUUGGGCUCUGCUCUCAUGGAGAACAUUUAUUUAUAUAGCAUAUUUUAUUUUAGAUGAACUAGAAACAAUGUUUAAUUUAUAAAGUUUUAUUUUGAAAUGUAAGUCAGUAACAAUUGGCUGAAGCCACAGCCAAUGGUGAAAGUCUUUGCGAAAGGAGACCCUGCCCCAUAUUGGAGGUUCUGCCCAAUUUUUGGAAUUCACGGCCCGUUUUGGAGAUCUCCGGUCUGCAGUUAUACCUACUUGGAUUGAGCGGAUAUACUGAGCGUUGCAUUGUUCCCCAUUCAAAACUAUAAGAGUGACAUUUCUUGGGUAUUCCAUAGUCUUUGCUUUUAUACAGGAAAGUCCCAUGUUAAAUCCUCUGCUGAUGGACUAGUGACUGAGGUGUGUGUGGACCAUAUCACAACAAAUGACAAGGAGAUCGAGCAGCAUUAAUGCCCAUUUCAGGGUGGAUUAAAAGUUGUCUUAUUUUGGAGACCUUUUUAGUUUUAGAAUAUUUGUCUGAAAAAGUGAAAUAGACAGUUGUAAUGUCCCAUAGUCUUCUGAUAGCAGUUCUUGUUUUACAUUUUCAAUAAAAAUAAUAUACAUGUGGCCUUUGCAGUUUUAUUACCUUAACUUGUUUGUAUAAGUUGGUUGCUGCAGGGAUUUUUAAGGUAUCUCAAAGAUAUGUAAAAUAGUACAGUAUAAGUUUAAACAGAGCAUUCAGUUUUAAAUGUCACUGUUGUGUUACAAGGAGAUUAUGUUAAGUUAUGCAAGUCAUACAUUAAACUAACCUAACAAGCAGACAAUACAGCACAAAAGCAUGGGAGAAAAUCCAAAUUUUGCACAAAAUUACUCUAUUAAGGCACCCUUUUUAUGGAUAUCAUUUGCACACUAUGAUCCCAACGAUGCUUCUCCAAGUAAUGUUACAACGGUUGCCUGUUCUAUUUGAAGAGCCCUGCUUUAAUGGCCAUGUUCACACCGCAGGAGAAUACAGUUGUCAGUCCUGUAUCUGAUUCCUUAAUAUGUUUAUGUUCACACAGUACAGUUAUUUACAGUAUUCUGUAUGCAACUCAAAUGCUCCAAAUGUGACAAUUUGAGACUCACACUUGUAAGUAAUUGUGGUUGUCAAACCCCAAAACUGACAAUGUGAACGUAGCCAAUAUCAAAGAAAAUGGAAAAUGCAUAGAAUCUGUAUAGAUGCAUAGAAUCUGUCAGAGUAUGCACAUGAAGUGUUAGCAUUUUGUUUUAAAAUAUCUGAAUGAAAAAAAAUUGCAUAGCAUUUAUAUAACAUCAUCUAUCAUCCAUGUAUGGGACAGAAUGCAGACGCACUCCCAGAACUUCAGAAGAAUUGGUGUGUGUGAUAACUAUUUUGAUUGACUGGUUGUUUAGAGACUCGGCUUUUUGAUUUGAUGUCAUCGUUGGCCCUGUUUACACUUUUUGAAGUUGUGAAUUGUUUUUGGAACGUCCUGUUGUCAGCUAACACACUACAGCUGACACGUCUUUUGGGAAAUAAAAUUGUUUUCUAAUUCUGAA
Messenger RNA from Carassius auratus (goldfish), 5231 nucleotides. RefSeq names its product EH domain-binding protein 1-like protein 1. Bases 272 to 2740 code for a protein of 822 amino acids. The transcript is spliced from 20 exons. The record is from RefSeq and is a predicted model, not a curated record. Gene Ontology annotation, molecular function: protein binding. Lineage: Eukaryota; Metazoa; Chordata; Actinopteri; Cypriniformes; Cyprinidae.